CUUUUAUUUUGUCAAGUAGGCUGACCUGGAAACACUCGCCACGCGUUGCGUUUAGGGUUCGAUCAGUGGGCAAGGGGCUGAGUUGGUGUAGUCGUGAAAUAGCAUUUUCAGCAAAUUACAUGGUUCUAAUGCAAUAUACUCCGUGAUAUACACAAUGAAUAGAAAGGAAGAAUAUGAUUCGUACGAAAUUGAGGAACCAAGUGACGAAGAGAGAGCUGAAAGCAGCUCUGAGGAUGAACUUGAUAUCCUGCUGAAUGGAACCCCAGACCAGAAGAAGAAGCUUCUCCGGGAAUACCUUACGGGCGAGAGCGAAUCUUCCAGUGGCGAUGAGUUCGAAAAAGAGAUGGAAGCUGAGCUCACAACCACCAUGAGGUCUAUCGAAGGCAACUGGGCUGCCCCUCUUGGCCAAACUGGUGUGUCUGCAGGGACAAGUGGAGGCUCCAAUCCCUCUGGCACUCAAGCUCCACAGGUGUAUGACAGCAUCUACUUCGACUCAGACUCAGAUUCAGAUCAGGAGGGGAAAGCAGGGAGCUCCAAGUCUCAGAGGAAGAAACAGAGGACUAUCCCCACAAAUGAUGAGUUGCUGUAUGAUCCGGACGAGGAUGACCGUGAUCAAGCUUGGGUCGACGCCAAGAGGAGACGGUACAGAGCCAGCCGGCGGUACCCAGGGACCUCGGGGAGCGGCAGGGGCCAGUCGCAGGCUCUUCCCUCCAGUGACGCCGUCUUGAACUGCCCUGCAUGCAUGACCACAUUAUGCAUGGACUGUCAGAGGCACGAUAAGUACCGGACGCAGUACAGAGCCAUGUUUGUGAUGAACUGCACUGUGAACAAAGAGGAGGUCCUGCGCUACAAAGCUCCACAGGCGAAGCAGAAGAGACACAAGAAAAAACGCAGACAUGAGCAGCCGACCACCGAGCCAGAGGUGACUCAAGCUCCAGGGACCACGGACAGCCGUUUGGCUGGGAUGGACGAGGAUGAGGUGUACCACCCAGUGCUGUGCACGGAGUGCUCCACAGAGGUGGCUGUUUACGACAAGGACGAGGUCUAUCAUUUCUUCAACAUAUUAGCUAGCCACAGUUAAGUGGUGAUGCAAGGUUCCAUUUUGGAAAGGAGCAUCGUUGUGUGUCAUGGAAGUGGCCCUGUUGUGUUCGAUCAUGUCAUUCUGACCUUGGCCAUGAAAUCACAGUAUGGAUUUGGACAUCUAUGUUUGAGGAAAGCAGUUAAUGGACACAACAAAUUCACGCAUCACAGACUGAGACUACUAAAAUGUGGUUAAUGUCUGUAAGUGUUGCCUCUAAUAGAGGUGAGUUUGCAGCAUGUGGUUUGCUGAGGGUUUUUUUUUUUGUUUUUGCUUUUUUUAACGUAAAGAUUGAGCAGUUGUUGCAUUUUAAAUGAUUAUCCAACCUCAUGGUUUAUUGGCAUAAAAACUGUUGAUAAAAUUUAUUUUAAACAUA
Engraulis encrasicolus (European anchovy) is the source of this 1454-nucleotide messenger RNA. It is a transcript of the gene eapp, whose product is annotated as e2f-associated phosphoprotein. Gene Ontology annotation, cellular component: nucleus. NCBI's taxonomy places the organism in Eukaryota, Metazoa, Chordata, Actinopteri, Clupeiformes, Engraulidae. Gene Ontology annotation, biological process: positive regulation of cell population proliferation. The transcript is spliced from 6 exons. Bases 155 to 1081 code for a protein of 308 amino acids. The record is from RefSeq and is a predicted model, not a curated record.